AUGAAAGUCUUAGUCAAGAACCUCGGCGGUCGCCCGCUCAAACUCGAGCUCGACAUCUCGCCCCAGGACACGGUCGCCAGUCUCAAAGCGCAGGUCGAGGCGGCGGACGGCGUCCUCCAUUACCAGCAGAAGCUCUGCUGGGGCGGCAAGCAGCUCCAAGACCUCGGCGCGAACCUGGAAAGCUACGGCAUGCGCGACGCCGGGGACGGCAAGGUUCACAAGAUAGGCCUGCUCCGGACGUACCCGCCUCCGGAUUGGAUCCCGUUUCAGCUCGGUAGGUUCAUCGUUUACUUGGAGUCAUCGGGUUCUUUUCUUAUAUAA
Messenger RNA from Letharia columbiana, 321 nucleotides. RefSeq lists its product as uncharacterized. Bases 1 to 321 code for a protein of 106 amino acids. Gene Ontology annotation, molecular function: protein binding. The record is from RefSeq and is a predicted model, not a curated record. The transcript has 2 exons. Lineage: Eukaryota; Fungi; Ascomycota; Lecanoromycetes; Lecanorales; Parmeliaceae.